Molecule: messenger RNA, 4815 nt
Organism: Closterium sp. Naga37s-1
Lineage: Eukaryota; Viridiplantae; Streptophyta; Zygnematophyceae; Desmidiales; Closteriaceae
Source: the annotation of a GenBank genome assembly
AUGGCGCUGAGUACGACUCGGCGGACUCCGCGGCAGCGCCGCGCACCGACGCUCGCCGCGUCGCCGUGGCCACUCACCGCGGCGGUGGUGACGGUUGUCGCAAUGGCUGCCGUCACGGGGGUGGACGGUUCAAUUCUGCAGGACUCCCAAGUGCAAUUCCUGAGGGACUGCCAGGGCGCGUGGGGCAAUCCGUCGCAGACGUGGACAGACGACUCCGACUGGGACUGCGACAUGCUCGAGUUCCUCAUCUGCGAUCCAUACGGCAUGAUCCUCUCCCUGGGAAUUGUGAACAAGCAACUGCCAGGACCUAUCCCUGACUCUAUCAGCAACCUCGACAAGCUUGAGAGUUUAAUUUUGUCACAAAGGGGCAUCACCGGCUCGCUGCCAGCAACCAUAGGAGGCCUUACCUCACUUCAGAUCUUAGACUUGGGUCGCAACACCGGCAUGUCGGGGUCUCUUCCAACACACAUUCUGAAUCUCAACAGCCUCACUUACUUGAGCAUGAGGGGAUGCAACCUCCAGGGCUCCCUGCCAGCAGGCAUGGGUGCUAUGGUCAGCCUUGCGUAUAUAGAUGUGUCGUACAACAGCCUCACUGGGCCCAUUCCAGAGUCCCUGGGAGAUCUCGCCUCACUUACCUGGCUGACCCUGAGCUCCAACCAACUGUCUGGCGACAUCCCUGCUGAACUAGGAUCGCUUCUCAGCCUCUUCUACCUGCAGCUAAGUGAGAACGAGCUGAGUGGAAGCAUCCCGGAGAGUCUCUUCUCACUCGCGAAUCUAUUCACGCUGGCUCUUGACAUGAACCAGCUCACUGGCACAAUCUCUGCACUCAGCAACCUUGUCAACUUAGUGAGCCUGUCACUGGCAUCGAACCAUCUGUACGGCUCCAUUCCUGACAGCGUCACCAACCUUGCUGCUGUACGCACAUUUGAUCUCUCCCACAACUUCUUCACAGGUCCGAUGGUGAAGCCUCCUGGAGCGGCAGCAGAUCUUUCCAGCAACUACCUCUCGGGUGCUCUCACAGAGCAACCGAGUGACGACGCGGUGGGCGCCAACUGCUUUACCUCGUCGCCUGCAGGGGCCACCUGGUUGCCGGAGCAGCGGCCCGAGGCAGUUUGCCGGGCAUUCUGUGGCAUCUCCAUGCGCGCGAAUGCUGCUGCUGCUGGUGCUGCUUGUGGUGGCCGUGGGCUGUGCUAUCCCGACGGGCCUAGCUUGGCGCCCACCUGCUUGUGUGACGCGGGGUUCGUUCAGUUUGGAAGCAUUUACUGCCUUGCGGAAGGCUCUGUCCUAACCUCCCCUGUGGACAGCAACAUUCUCCCGCCAGCAACCUUGCUCACUAAGGGAACGAGGAAGGAAACCAAGGGGGCGUUCACAGAAGAACCAGUGACCCUGUUUGUGUUUGAGAAAGGCCGCGAGGACGAAGGGUGCCGGUUCGAGCUGGGAUUUACUGUCAACUUCACCUUCUCCCUCUCGCCCAAAGGCAAGGCGGGGUCCAACGGGUUUGCGUUUGUGGUGUCGGCAACAAGCACGGUGGGGAGCAGCGAUGGAGUGGGGUAUGGCGGCAUGGACCCUCGCAGCAUGGCCAUCGAGUUUGACGUGCUUCAGAACAAGCCGAAUGGCGACAUGAAAGAGCAGCACGUGGGGUUGAAUGUCAAAGGGAUCGAAAAGUCCAUUGCCGCUGUGAAGUCCCCUUUCUCGCUGCUCAACAAGCAGGCAUACACGGCAUGGGUGGGCUAUGAGCCUGGCGAUCCCGGCACCAUCCAGGUCUUCCUGGCAAAGGGGGCAGUGACGCGGGCAGCCACGAAUGCAGGGAAGCCGGCAAAGCCGCUGCUGGAGAGGCGGCUGUCGCUGUGUGAGGUGCUGCGGGGCGGGGAGGAGGAGCAGCUGCAGGCGUUCUACUUUGGCUUCGUGGCGUCCACCACUGUCAAGCCGUUCACGACCCAAGUCAUUCUCAACUCUGCCAUGCAUGCAGACCUUCCACCACCACGGCCGCCAGUGGACAUCACUCCAUGUAAGAUCCCUCCUCUCUCCCUUAUCCCUUGUCCUCUCUCCCUUAUCCCUUGUCCUCUCUCCCUCAUCCCUUGUCCUCUCUCUCUUAUCCCUUGUCCUCUCUCCUUUAUCCCUUGUCCUCUCUCCCUUAUCCCUUGUCCUCUCUCCCUUAUCCCUUGUCCUCUCUCCCUUAUCCCUUGUCCUCUCUCCCUUAUCCCUUGUCCUCUCUCUCUUAUCCCUUGUCCUCUCUCCUUUAUCCCUUGUCCUCUCUCCCUUAUCCCUUGUCCUCUCUCCCUUAUCCCUUGUCCUCUCUCCCUUAUCCCUUGUCCUCUCUCCCUUAUCCCUUGUCCUCUCUCUCUUAUCCCUUGUCCUCUCUCCUUUAUCCCUUGUCCCCUCUCCCUUAUCCCUUGUCCUCUCUCCCUUAUAUCCCUUGUCCUCUCUCCCUUAUCCCUUGUCCUCUCUCCCUUAUCCCUUGUCCUUUCUCCCUUAUCCCUUGUCCUCUCUCCCUUAUCGCUUGUCCUCUCUCCCUUAUAUCCCUUGUCCUCUCUCCCUUAUCCCUUGUCCUCUCUCCCUUAUCCCUUGUCCUCUCUCCCUUAUCCCUUGUCCUCUCUCCCUUAUCCCUUGUCCUCUCUCCCUUAUCCCUUGUCCUCUCUCCCUUAUCCCUUGUCCUCUCUCCCUUAUAUCCCUUGUCCUCUCUCCCUUAUCCCUUGUCCUCUCUCCCUUAUCCCUUGUCCUUUCUCCCUUAUCCCUUGUCCUCUCUCCCUUAUCGCUUGUCCUCUCUCCCUUAUAUCCCUUGUCCUCUCUCCCUUAUCCCUUGUCCUCUCUCCCUUAUCCCUUGUCCCCUCUCCCUUAUCCCUUGUCCUCUCUCCCUUAUAUCCCUUGUCCUCUCUCCCUUAUCCCUUGUCCUCUCUCCCUUAUCCCUUGUCCUUUCUCCCUUAUCCCUUGUCCUCUCUCCCUUAUCGCUUGUCCUCUCUCCCUUAUAUCCCUUGUCCUCUCUCCCUUAUCCCUUGUCCUCUCUCCCUUAUCCCUUGUCCUCUCUCCCUUAUCCCUUGUCCUCUCUCCCUUAUAUCCCUUGUCCUCUCUCCCUUAUCCCUUGUCCUCUCUCCCUUAUCCCUUGUCCUUUCUCCCUUAUCCCUUGUCCUCUCUCCCUUAUCCCUUGUCCUCUCUCCCUUAUCCCUUGUCCUCUCUCCCUUAUAUCCCUUGUCCUCUCUCCCUUAUCCCUUGUCCUCUCUCCCUUAUCCCUUGUCCUCUCUCCCUUAUCCCUUGUCCUCUCUCCCUUAUCCCUUGUCCUCUCUCCCUUAUCCCUUGUCCUUUCUCCCUUAUCCCUUGUCCUCUCUCCCUUAUCGCUUGUCCUCUCUCCCUUAUAUCCCUUGUCCUCUCUCCCUUAUCCCUUGUCCUCUCUCCCUUAUCCCUUGUCCCCUCUCCCUUAUCCCUUGUCCUCUCUCCCUUAUAUCCCUUGUCCUCUCUCCCUUAUCCCUUGUCCUCUCUCCCUUAUCCCUUGUCCUUUCUCCCUUAUCCCUUGUCCUCUCUCCCUUAUCGCUUAUCCUCACAUUCCUGCAUCUGCCGUGCUGCCCUCCCCCUCCUCUCUCCCUCUCGUCCCUCUGCCAGACGUUCAAGUACCAGGACCCUGCCUGCUACAGUGGCAACCUGAACCACGUGGUGCUCCUAGUGGGUUACUACAUUCUCCGAGACGACGGCAGCCAGAGCCGCAUUGCGCCGCCGUUUUGGAUCAUCCGCAACUCGUGGGGCGAGGAGUGGGGAGACAGGGGCCACAUGCGCAUGGACAUUCAGGGAGGGGAUGGCGUGUGUAGCAUCAACGUGCUGCCUGGCAUCUACCCCAUUGUCAAGAUCGCAGGGGAUCCGUGUGGCAGCAAGAGCUACAAGGGCGAUGGUGACUUGCAGCCCAGCAUGAACCCGUGCGGCCGAUUCACCUGCACAGCCAUUGCUAAGACCAACAGCAACACCUGCACCUGCUCGCUCCCCUCUGAGACCAAGCAGCCCUUUGUGGAGGUUGCAAACGGCUAUGGCAAUACAUGUGCCUAUGUGGACGUGUGUGGGUCGUACUUCAAGAACCCCUGUGCCGUGGGCACAUGCAUCAACGAUGGCAAGGGCUCCUACUCCUGCAUCUGCCCUCCCAACCACGUCCCCAGCCGAACCAUUGAUGACUUCCCCACCUGCGACCCAGCCAAUGGAACGGCCACAAGCCUUACAGUGAGCGGCGACAAGUGGGCGUGCGCUGAUGUGUUUGGCCUCGUGGGGCUCUCCUCCUCCCACUUCGCCCAGCAGAAUCCGGAUAUCAACUGCUCUCAGCCUCUGCUGAAGGAUGCGGUGCUUCGCAUUGCCGGCACUCCUGCCAUCCCUUGCACGGGAUUCUUCUACACGCUCAAUGGCGACAAGUGUGUGACGAUCGCCUCCUCAGUAGGUAUAACCAAGGACAAUCUCAUGGCACUCAACCCCGGCCUUGACUGCACCCAAGCCAUCAAGCCCGGCCGCUCGCUCUGUGUGGAGCGCAACGCCACAUACGCCUACACGGCCCCUGAAUGUUUGAAGUACGCCACGCUCACAGCGCAGGACACCUGUGAGCGCCUGCUCAAGGGGCCAGGAGUCGACAAGGUUGAGCCCUCCUCCUGGGCUGCGCUCUACCGCAACAACCCCGGCCUCGUCUGCUCCAACACCGUCCCUGGCUCUGUCUCGGCUGUUGGCAGCAACAUUGGCGUGCAGAAUACUGGUCAUUUACACUCGGCAAGUGCACAAAAGGCCGGCCCAAGUCGGUGUCGCCAUCGCUCACAUGCUCCGGUGCUUACCGCUUCUAUGCCAACAGUGGCAUGA